CGCGGGGCGUCAUGGCGGCCUCGGAGCGGCGCGCCUUCGCUCACAAGAUCAACAGGACAGUGGCUGCUGAGGUCCGGAAGCAGGUGUCCCGGGAACGCAGCGGCUCACCCCACUCCAGCCGACGCUCCAGUAGUUCCCUGGGGGUCCCUCUGACGGAGGUCAUCGAGCCUCUGGACUUUGAGGAUGUGCUUCUGAGCCGGCCACCUGAAGUUGAGCCCGGUCCCCUCAGAGACUUGAUAGAGUUUCCAGCUGAUGACUUAGAACUACUGAAGCAACCCCGAGAAUGUCGGACCACAGAGUCUGGGGUCCCCGAGGACGGAAAGUUGGACGCCCAGGUGAGGGCUGCGGUGGAGAUGUACUCGGAGGACUGGGUCAUUGUACGCAGAAGGUACCAGCACCUGAGUACAGCCUACAGCCCUAUCACUACGGAGACACUCCGAGAGCGACAGAAAGGCCUCACCUGCCAGGUCUUCGAGCAGGAUACAUCUGGGGACGAAAGGAUGGGUCCUGAGGACACGGAUGAUUCCCAGCACUGCUCAGGCUCCCCAGAGGACACCCCUCGAAGCAGUGGAGCCUCUGGCAUCUUCAGCCUGAGGAACCUGGCCUCAGACUCACUACUCCCAGCACUGCUCGAGCGGGCAGCCCCCGAGGAUGUGGACCGGCGCAAUGAAGCCCUCAGGCAGCAGCACCGGGCCCCUGCCCUGCUCACCUUGUACCCUGCACCUGACGAGGAUGAAGCUGUAGAACGCUGCAGCCUCCCUGAGCCACCCCGAGAGCACUUUGGACAGCGGAUCCUGGUGAAAUGUCUGUCACUCAAGUUUGAGAUUGAAAUUGAGCCCAUCUUUGGCACCUUGGCCCUGUAUGAUGUGCGGGAGAAAAAGAAGAUUUCAGAAAACUUCUACUUUGAUCUCAACUCGGACUCCGUGAAGGGGCUUCUCCGGGCCCAUGGCGCCCACCCAGCCAUCUCCACCUUGGCGCGCUCUGCUGUCUUCUCCGUGACCUACCCCUCCCCUGACAUCUUCCUGGUUGUCAAGCUGGAAAAGGUGCUUCAGCAGGGGGACAUCAGCGAGUGCUGCGAGCCUUACAUGGUGAUGAAGGAGGCGGACACAGUGAAGAACAAAGAGAAGCUGGAGAGGCUGCGCCUGGCCUCGGAGCAGUUCUGUGCCAGGCUUGGCCGCUACCGCAUGCCCUUCGCCUGGACGGCUGUGCACUUGGCCAACAUUGUGAGCAGCGUCGGGCCACAGGACCGGGGCUCCGACCCGGAGGGCGAGCGCAGACCGACUUGGGCAGAACGCCGCCGUCGGGGCCCCCAGGACCGAAGCUGUAGUGGGGAUGAUGCCUGCAGCUUCUCCAGCUUCCGCCCGGCCACCUUAACAGUCACCAACUUCUUUAAACAGGAGGCAGAACGGCUCAGUGAUGAGGACCUUUUCAAGUUUCUGGCGGACAUGCGGCGACCGUCGUCCCUGCUGAGGCGUUUGAGACCUGUGACUGCUCAGCUCAAGAUUGACAUCUCCCCGGCACCCGAGAACCUGCACUUCUGCCUGUCCCCUGAGUUACUGCAUGUCAAGCCCUAUCCAGACCCCAGGGGGCGGCCCACCAAGGAGGUGUUGGAGUUCCCUGCCCGUGAGGUCUACGCCCCCCAUACCAGCUACAGGAACCUGCUCUUCGUGUACCCACACAGCCUCAAUUUCAGCAGUCGCCAGGGCUCUGUGCGCAACCUGGCUGUGCGGAUCCAGUACAUGGCUGGGGAGGACCAGAGCCAAGCCUUGCCGGUCAUCUUUGGGAAAUCUAGCUGUAGUGAAUUCACCCGAGAGGCCUUCACACCAGUGGUCUAUCAUAACAAGUCUCCUGAAUUCUACGAGGAAUUCAAGCUGCGACUUCCCACCUGCGUGACCGAGAACCAUCACCUCCUUUUCACCUUCUACCACGUCAGCUGCCAGCCCCGGCCAGGAACAGCCCUGGAGACGCCCGUGGGCUUCACCUGGAUCCCUCUGCUACAACACGGCCGCCUGAGGACGGGUCCCUUCUGCCUGCCUGUGUCGGUGGACCAGCCUCCACCCAGCUAUUCAGUCCUGACCCCGGAUGUGGCACUGCCGGGCAUGCGCUGGGUGGACGGUCACAAGGGUGUGUUCAGUGUGGAGCUCACAGCUGUGUCGUCCGUGCACCCGCAGGACCCCUACUUGGAUAAGUUCUUCACCCUGGUACAUGUUCUAGAAGAAGGGACCUUUCCAUUCCGGCUCAGGGAGACGGUGCUGAGUGAGGCCACCGUGGAGCAGGAGCUUCGGGCCAGCUUGACGGCUCUGCGCCUCGCCAGCCCCGAGCCUCUUGUGGCCUUUUCCCACCACAUUCUGGACACGCUUGUCCGCCUGGUUGUGCGGCCGCCCAUCAUUGGUGGCCAGAUAGUGAACCUGGGCCGAGGGGCCUUUGAAGCUAUGGCUCAUGUAGCCAGCCUUGUGCACCGGAGCCUGGAGACUGUCCAAGAUUCCCGUGGUCACUGCCCGCUGCUGGCUGCCUACGUCCACUAUGCCUUUCGCCUCCCUGGCGGUGACCUCGGCCUGCCAGGCGGGGUCCCUCCACCAACGGUACAGGCCGCCACACUGGCCCUCGGCUCUGGCCGCCCCACCAGCCUCUACCUGACACGCUCCAAAAGUAUCAGCAGCAGCAAUCCUGACCUGGCCAUAGUCCCCGGCUCUGUGGACGAUGAGGUGUCCCGCAUCCUAGCCACCAAGGGCGUCGACCGCUCCCACUCGUGGGUGAAUUCUGCUUACGCUCCAGGAGGCAGCAAGGCUGUGCUGCGGCGGGUGCCCCCAUACUGUGGGGCUGAGCCCAGACAGCUGCUGCAUGAGGAACUGGCUCUGCAGUGGGUCGUGAGCGGCAGUGCAGUUCGUGAGGUGGCCCUACAGCAUGCCUGGUUCUUCUUCCGGCUCAUGAUAAAGAGCAUGGAGCUACAUUUGCUCCUGGGCCAGCGACUGGACACUCCCCGAAAGCUGCGCUUCCCUGGGCGCUUCCUGGACGACAUUGCAGCCCUGGUGGCCUCUGUGGGCCUGGAAGUCAUCACCCGAGUCCACAAGUGACCUCCUGUCUAUAACGGACCGAGGCUACAUCUUCAGCCUGGUACGAGCUCACU
Molecule: messenger RNA, 3127 nt
Organism: Onychomys torridus (southern grasshopper mouse)
Lineage: Eukaryota; Metazoa; Chordata; Mammalia; Rodentia; Cricetidae
Product: dedicator of cytokinesis protein 6
Exons: 26
Coding region: 12-3074 (1020 amino acids)
Biological process (GO): small GTPase-mediated signal transduction; positive regulation of GTPase activity
Cellular component (GO): cytosol
Molecular function (GO): guanyl-nucleotide exchange factor activity
Source: RefSeq, a predicted model, not a curated record